Molecule: messenger RNA, 630 nt
Organism: Pleuronectes platessa (European plaice)
Lineage: Eukaryota; Metazoa; Chordata; Actinopteri; Pleuronectiformes; Pleuronectidae
Product: complexin-2
Exons: 4
Coding region: 226-630 (134 amino acids)
Biological process (GO): regulation of neurotransmitter secretion; neurotransmitter transport; synaptic vesicle exocytosis
Cellular component (GO): terminal bouton; SNARE complex
Molecular function (GO): syntaxin binding
Source: RefSeq, a predicted model, not a curated record
UGAAGAAACGAGCCCGACACACGGACGCAGACUCAUUGAGCUGAUUUGUGACCGUUUGGCUCCGUGCAAACUAAACGCGUGGAGACAUUUAACAGAUUAUGCAUUGAUUAUUCUAUUAUUUUUAUAAUUUCAUAAAAUCUGACAACAAAGGACUUCCACUUUUCCUGCAACUAUUGAAUGUAACAUUGCUCGGAUAAAGAAGGCAGGGAAUUAAAAGCCAUCAUCAUGAAUUUCGUUAUGAAACAAGCGUUGGGAGGAGCCACCAAAGACAUGGGCAAGAUGCUCGGUGGGGAGGAGAAGGCGGAGGACCCGGACGCCCAGAAGAAGGAGGACGAAAGACAGGAGGCGCUGAGGCAACAGGAGGAGGAGAGGAAGGCCAAAUAUGCAAAAAUGGAGUCAGAGAGAGAAAACAUCCGACAGGGCAUCAGGGACAAGUAUGGCAUCAAGAAGAAGGAGGAGAAGGAGGCCGAGGCGGCGGCUGCGAUGGAGCAGGCCUCCGAGGGCAGCCUCACCCGCCCCAAGAAGGCGGUGCCCACCGGCUGUGGUGACGAGGAGGAGGAGGAGAGCAUCGUGGACACGGUCAUGAAGUUCAUCCCGGCCCCGCUCAUGGAUAUGUUCAAUAAAAAGUAA